GGUUACAUUAGUGAGCAAGAAGCAAACGACAAAAAGGCAUCUCACUUAUAACCUUCCUUCGCCACAAAACGUGACCAAAUCGUGUUGGUAGGGGGUUGAGGAGCUUUUUCUUUACAACUUAAUGCACUUAAGGCACGCGUCAUCGAUAAACUGUUCUGAAAGAGAAGGAUAACCUCUGUGGUGUAGCGGUGGUUUUCAUUUGCUGUGUGGUCUUGACAGUUGGUGCUGUUUUCCGGCGUCCUUCAUCGCGGCAACACUCGCACCGAUCGCAGAAUGGCCUUCUUCAAGAGCAUUUGGAAAAAUAGCUCCAAGCACAAGAAACUGUGUGAAGAGCUCGCGCUGGCGAACAGUAUCCGUGACUUUUCCGAAAAUCACGAAGAACCCGAGGACGGUUCGACUGAAGCCAUCAGCUACAGUGUCAAAUACUUGGGCAACACUGCUGUGCCGACGCCACGGUCCGAGAAUGCGACCGCGGAAGCGGUGAAGAGCAUCAUAACAGCAGCCAAAGGCAAUAAGAAAUUGCAACGUGUCUCGCUGUCAAUCUCACCGAAAGGCAUCGAAAUGAUCGACACCGGCACUGGGGAAACGUUGCUGCAGGUGUCGAUCUACCAAAUCUCGUACUGUUCGGCCGAUGCCAACCAUGACCAUGUGUUCGCGUUCGUUGGCUGCACGCUCGGUUCGGAAGCCGAGGUGAAGGAGAUGUGCUUCCGGCGUACGGCGGAAGAGAUUAAUCUCGAGGGACCGCUCGUGUGCCAUGCCUUCCUGUGCCAGAAGCGAAAAAUGGCCCAAACCGUCACGCUUACCGUGGCACGCAGCUUCGAGCGUGCGUUCCAGAUCUGGCAAAGCAAGCAGUUCCAUGCGGAACGCAAGCGUAAGGAUCUGGAGCAGCGCAUGGAGCGGGAGCUGAGCGGGAGCCAGGAAUUGGCGCGUAAAAAUGCGUCCAACGCAGCCGACAGCGAGCAGCGCGAUGAAGGUGAAUGUCGCAGCUUGCUGAUCGACUUUAACUCCGACUUGACGGAAAUAUGUUCCGACACGCAACAUCAUCGGGAACUAUUGCAGAACACUUGGGUAUCAUUUGAAGAUGAUCAAAAGCCACAAGAGUUUCUCGCGGUGCCAACAUUAACGUCCAACUCCGGCUGGAGUGGGAUGGCCAUUUGUUCGAACUGAGGCACGCUACACAUUCCGAGCAGCAACAGAAUAGAAUUAGAAUAUUCACGCUAAGCUUCAUGUUGCCUUUGGAAAGUGGGAUUGGGUUUAUAUGCGUUCAUAUGUCGAUUUUAAGCUACCUUCCCAUUUGUUUCAAUUUAAAGCGUUAAUUAUAAGCUAUCAUUUAAUAUGGGGUUCAUUGAAAUUUCGCCAGAGUUUUUUAUACGAUCGCGUUUGUUUUAAACACUCUUGUCCCAGAUCGCAUUAGCAUGCAAUAGUAUGUGAUAGAAAGUUUUUUUUACAUAUUUUUUAAUAAACAACAUUCAAACUCAUUCAAUAGGAUUGUUUUUAUUUUGUGAGUACCAUUUACAAAGAGUAAUAACACUAGGUUUGUGUGUUUUUUACCUAA
Molecule: messenger RNA, 1555 nt
Organism: Anopheles moucheti
Lineage: Eukaryota; Metazoa; Arthropoda; Insecta; Diptera; Culicidae
Product: low density lipoprotein receptor adapter protein 1-B-like
Exons: 4
Coding region: 274-1167 (297 amino acids)
Source: RefSeq, a predicted model, not a curated record